CCGGUUUCUCAGCUGCUGCUAAAUCGCUGGAACUUUAUUCCCGGAAUCGUUUCAAACAUGAGAGGAAAACAACGAAGUCCAGGAGAAAUAUGUGCCGAUUGUGGGAUGACAGAUCCCGGAUGGGCAUCUCUGAACAGAGGUGUUUUGAUCUGUGAUGAAUGUUGCAGUGUUCACAGGAGUCUUGGAAGACAUAUAUCUCAAAUCAGAGCUCUUCCUCAUGGACCCCCUUGGCCACGAAGCCUCUAUGAGAUGGUGCAUGCUCUGGUUAGCAAUGGUGCCAACUCUAUCUGGGAACAUUCACUCUUGGAUCCCUCGCAAGUCAGGAGCGGCAAAAAGAAACCUAAUCCAAAGGAUUCUGUCCAUCCAUUCAAGUCUGACUUCAUCCGUGCCAAGUAUCAGAGGUUGGACUUUGUUCACAGACUGAAGGAUGGUGAUGAAGCUACUGUCAAGGAUCUUAGCAGACAACUCCACUCAAGCGUAAGGACAGGUAAUUUAGAGACGUGUCUAAGGUUGCUCUCUCUUGGUGGACUGGCAAACUUCUAUCAUGCUGAGAGAUGUAACACCCCACUGCAUGUUGCAGCUAAAGAGGGUCAGAUGCUACAGUGCGAGUUACUGAUAGUCUACGGUGCAGACCCAGGGGCACUGGAUAGCGAUGGGCAGACGCCGGCUGAUCUUGCCAAGGAUGAAGGUCACUUAGAACUUGCUGAGAGACUGAUUCAAUGCCAGUAUGAACUGACGGAUAGACUCACAUUCUUUGUGUGUGGAAAGCGACCAGAUCAUUCAUCUAGCACUCAUUUUCUAAUCCCUGAGUUAGCCGAUGGUUCACUAGAUAGAUCAGAUGCCGCGGACCAGGCCAGAAAAAAGCUUCAAAGUCUGAGCAAUCAUUUAUUUGAAGAGUUGGCCAUGGACGUCUAUGAUGAGGUGGACAGGAGAGAAUUAGAUUCAUUAUGGGUAUCCUUAAACAAACCCAGUCUAGUGGGAGGUGAUAGGUCAGUGCCCUUUCUACCACUCAACCCUGAACUAUCAGCUACAAGGAAUCAGGGGAGACAGAAACUAGCGAGGUUUAGUGCUCGAGAGUUUGCUACCCUUAUCAUUGACAUCUUGAAAGAAGCAAAGAGAAGGCAGCAAGGCAACCUCACUCUGUCAAGACAUGGAGAUCAAGUUGAGAUAGUUCGAGAGCCUCCACCGAUUCCCCCUGCCCCCGAGAAGUCGCCAACGUCUCCUACGAACAUCGCAUCCUGCAUCGAGGACAAUGAACCCCUGUAUGACAGCGUCUGUUCUGACGACGACUACGGAGAUGUGGCUGAGAAUGCCAACUUGAAAAACGGAGGCAAUAUCAAUUGUAGGAACCACUCGAAUCAGAAUUCAAUGAGUGCUGCAUCAUCAGAGUUGUCUGAUGGCCAGGUUUCGAUGGAAGAAUACCUCGAGAUGAAGAAGAAGUUAUCAACAUCAGAGAGUAGAGUUCAACAACUCCUUACAAUGAACAAGCAACUCAAUCAGGAUGUUCAUAUGCUACAGUCUAUGGUUGAUAAGUUGAAAGAAGAGAAUGCCAAGUUAUUGGUCCUUCAGAGGGGUAAAGAUGCCCCCAAGAUGGGUAAGCAUCGGGACCUUGAAUCCCUCCCCCCGGCACCCAAACCCGGUCCCAAACCGUCAGUGCCAGGGAACCGACCCAUAUCCAUGUUUGAGCAGAGAGCUACUCAGAAGCCUGCUCCCAGAUGGAAACCCAGCGGACCGAAAGCCAAUCCAACAACACCAGCUAAACCCACCGUGACGGGGAGUGAAGGGGUGGAAUCGAAGGAUGCAGGGAAAGAUGCGAAGAAUCCGGUACCCAUCGUUGGUUUGCCAACUAUUCCAGAUGAUCUAGCCAAUGAGGGUGCAGAUUCAAAAGAUAAGCCAGAUAGGCCACUCAGUGAAACAGGCAGUGAAUAUGAUAACGCUUUACUUUCACAGACAGAAGAUGAAAAGAGGUAUUCACACCUAAACCAGAUUCACCUGCAUCGAUACCCCUCCCAUCCCCUUCCCCCCAACUCUCCUGCCACCAUCAGCACGCCGCCACCGCAGUCAUCGUCGUCGCCCGAACCAGAGGGAGGAGAGGCGGAGGAUGGGGCGGAACCCAAGAAACCACCCACGCAGGAGGCAGUUGUUGGGACUACAGAGAAGAUUACAAGAAGAAUCCAGACCUUGCUGCUGGCAGCACAAGAAGGAAAACUUGAUAGGUUUGUGUCAUGUUCAGAUAACAUCUACGCUACCGUUACAGACAUGGUUGAAUUAUUCCCAGAGAAACCUAAAUCAGAAGAAGUUCGUGUACCCCUUCGACUGUUGGUAUCCAGUGCCAGUCGGCUUAGAGUAGAAUGCCAGAGUGCCAUCCCUGCUGACCCUUCAAUGACCCCUGACCUCAAACAUCUGACCAAUCAGAUCAUCGCUUGUGCAUAUGACAUCGCCAAGGCUGCCAAACAACUCGUCACCAGCUUUCAAUAAAGGUCUCCUUCACACAUUAUCACCUCCCAGCUCGACAGUCACAGUUAGACAGCUCAGAACUGACCCUUUAUCUUUAGAUAUUGUAUGAAGAAGCAGAUCCUAAGCUUCAAAGGGUUAUGUAACUUGUCAACACUGAUGCACAAUAACCCAUGUGACUACUUGAUUCAGUGGAGGAUAAUUUUAGGGUAAGGUUCGAAAGAGCAAGAAGAGAAUACCGGAAAGGUUUCAAGUAUACACCAGCAUGAGAUGCACAUACUGUUAAACAUUCUAUUGAAACUAUCAGGAGUCUGAAAAGAAAUAGAUCUAAUGGAAAUCUUAGAUCUCACACUAUUAAAGUGAGAUGUUGUGACAUUGUCUUUCUGCAGGUGUGGCGGAAGAGUUCCUUAAAAAGAGUUAAUUUUGUUAAUACCCCCUGGUCUUCUGGAAUCAAGUGGUCCCUGUACAAA
This is a messenger RNA of Lytechinus variegatus (green sea urchin), 2924 nucleotides long. RefSeq names its product ARF GTPase-activating protein GIT2-like. Gene Ontology annotation, biological process: brain development; regulation of ARF protein signal transduction. The record is from RefSeq and is a predicted model, not a curated record. The coding region runs from base 58 to 2478 and encodes 806 amino acids. Gene Ontology annotation, molecular function: protein binding; GTPase activator activity. The transcript has 19 exons. NCBI's taxonomy places the organism in Eukaryota, Metazoa, Echinodermata, Echinoidea, Temnopleuroida, Toxopneustidae.